Messenger RNA from Phytophthora sojae, 321 nucleotides. RefSeq lists its product as hypothetical. The annotation marks the transcript as partial. The transcript has a single exon. Gene Ontology annotation, molecular function: RNA-DNA hybrid ribonuclease activity; nucleic acid binding. The record is from RefSeq and is a predicted model, not a curated record. Lineage: Eukaryota; Oomycota; Peronosporomycetes; Peronosporales; Peronosporaceae.
GAAGUACUCUGGGGCAAGAGCAUUGCGAUUCCAUCUCCCAAAUGCACCUUGAAUAUCGCGGCUUUUGUGGCAUUAUUUCAUGUUCCCAGCGAGGCGAACAGACAGCAGCAGAAGCGGAUUCACAUUGCGGGAGACAAUGCCUUGCUGAUAAAGGUGCUGUCCGCCAGAACGCCCCCGAAGUCCACAAGGCUACGAAUUUGGUUCCACAAGUGCCUACAGCUAGUAGACAAAGUCAGGGUUGCGUCAUGGACCUUGCUGCCCAGAAAUGCCAACGCAAGCUCCCGCAGCUUAGCUCAGUUGGCGACCGAAACUGAGCAAACA